This is a messenger RNA of Ricinus communis (castor bean), 2716 nucleotides long. RefSeq lists its product as uncharacterized. Lineage: Eukaryota; Viridiplantae; Streptophyta; Magnoliopsida; Malpighiales; Euphorbiaceae. The record is from RefSeq and is a predicted model, not a curated record. The transcript is spliced from 3 exons. Bases 141 to 2060 code for a protein of 639 amino acids. Gene Ontology annotation, molecular function: oxidoreductase activity.
GGCCCAAUAAAACUGAAAUUGUUUUAUUUUCAUCAAUCCCCAUUGUUCCAGAAUCCUUGGAGCCAAGGAAAAUCUACAACUGUCGUGUGCUCUCUUCAGUGUCGUAAAAAAUGUAUCUCUGAGUGAAAGCAAAAUCAAAGAUGCCACCGAUGACCGCUAGGUUCUCUUCUUCUCAGUCCUUUAUUCUUCCUUCAACCGGUAAACUCUUGCCUAACCUCACCGCCAAUAAGCCAGCACAUACCAUGUCUUUCUCCUCCUCCUCCUCAUCAUCGACAUCGCCAUCUAUAGCCAAUUCCAAAGAAAUCAAAAACAAAACUCCAGACCCAGACACCCAAAAACUAAAUCAAGUUCUGAGAUACCAUAACCAGACCAAACACUCCUUCACCAAUUACGCCAGAGGCCCUCGUGGCCUUGAUUGGGCCAACCAACCUAAUCCAUUUCGGCGUUAUAUUUCUGCUCCACUACUUUCUCUCCUACACUUUCCAACUGAUAAUCAAGACCCGGGCGUUGAUUCUGCCCCUUUGUACCAUUCUGUUUUCAAUUCUCUUCCUUCUCCAAAAUCCAUUUCAAAAUCAUCCAUUUCUCAAUUAUUUUACAAUUCUCUCGCUCUUUCUGCUUGGAAAACAACUGGGUUCUCAACAUGGUCUCUCCGGGUUAACCCGAGUAGCGGCAAUCUACACCCAACUGAAGCUUACCUUAUUGCCCCACCAAUUGAAUCAAUUUCUGAUUCUGCUUUUGUAUCACAUUAUGCACCAAAGGAACAUUCUUUAGAGCUUAGAGCUACAAUCCCGUCUAAUUUCUUCCCGAAAUACUUUCCACGAAAUUCAUUUCUUAUUGGGAUUUCAUCUAUUUUUUGGCGCGAGGCUUGGAAAUAUGGAGAACGUGCGUUUAGGUACUGCAAUCAUGAUGUGGGCCAUGCUAUUGCUGCUAUUUCAAUGGCUGCAGCAGGUCUUGGAUGGGACGUAAAGUUGCUUGAUGGGUUAGGUUCUAAAGAACUAGAGAGGCUAAUGGGGCUUGAAAUGUAUCAGGGUUUUCAAAUUCCAGAUAACCCAAUCAAAGGGAAGAUGCCGGAGAUUGAAUUUGAGCACCCUGAUUGCUUGCUUCUUGUUUUUCCUAAUGGGGUCAAGGACUUUGAUGUGAAUUAUAAGGAACUGAGUUCGGCGAUUAUGGAAUUCAGGAACUUGGAGUGGAAAGGGAAGCCGAAUUCACUUAGCAAAGAGCAUAUAUGCUGGGAUAUAAUUUAUAAAACUGCAGAAGCUGUUAAAAAGCCCUUUACUUUAGGAGAUGACUUGUCGAUCUAUCCAUUUCAGAGCAGCGGUGUUUGUAGUGAAGGGUCAUAUAAAAGUUUUACAGUUAGAGAAAUUGUUAGGAAGAGGAGGAGCGCAGUGGAUAUGGAUGGAGUUACUGAAAUAGAUAGAGACACAUUUUAUCAGAUUUUGUUGCAUUGUGUUCCUUCAGGUUCUGGAAGUGGAGAAAGGCAAAAGAGGCUGUUGGCUUUGCCAUUUCGGGCUCUCUCCUGGGACGCUGAGGUGCAUGCUGCUUUAUUUGUCCAUAGGGUAACUAGGCUUUCAAAAGGGUUAUAUUUCUUGGUGAGAAAUGAAGAUCAUCUUAAUGAUCUUAAGAAAGCUACAAGGGCUGGUUUUACAUGGGAAAAGCCAGAGGGGUGUCCUGAUGAUUUACCUUUAUACGAACUUGCUGGGGGUGAUUGCCAGCAGAUUUCGAAACAGCUCUCCUGUCAUCAGGACAUAGCAAGUGACGGCUGCUUCAGCCUUGGUAUGGUGGCUCAUUUUGAGCCUACCUUGCGUAACAAAGGUGUCUGGAUGUACCCUCGAUUAUUUUGGGAGACUGGAGUCCUUGGUCAAGUUUUGUAUCUUGAAGCACAUGCAAUUGGCAUCUCCGCAACUGGCAUUGGUUGCUUCUUUGAUGAUCCUGUGCACGAAAUUCUUGGAUUGAGAGGAUCAAAUUAUCAGAGCUUGUAUCAUUUCACUGUUGGAGGCCCAGUAUUGGACAAGCGGAUAAUGAGCUUACCAGCUUAUCCUGGACCUGGCAUUGAUGCAUGAUAUAGUUCAUAGCUCAGGAAUUUUCUUAUCGGUGCCUUGAGCCAUCACAAACUGAUAUAUACGGACCAUUCUUUAAAUCGUUUCCCUUUCGACAGAAGAAUAUGAUUUAAUCAUUCCGGAGAAUCAUACAAGCCCCUUACCUGCCAUUUAGCUUUCAGAAGGGACUGCAGUUAAGCAUGUUGUAGCCUCUGUGCAUGCAAUUUAGCCUGUGCAGCUAAUACUAAAUAUAGGACUUUAAUUUUGUUCAUCAAUACACGAAUUAGUAUCUCCAUAUGCAACUAAUUACGGGCUCAAUAUGUAAAUCUAAAAAAUACUAGACUAAUAAUUGUCAGAUGUCAAAACUGCCAAUAAGGUUUUGUACAGAAAUGGGCAGCAUGAUAUAGAAUUUGCCGAUAAAGACUAAUAUAGUAAUAGUUCUCAGAUUGCCAUUGCAUUGCAGCUUCUAAAAUGUCUUCCUGCAGAUGCAGGAGGAUGAAGGCCAUGUGCACACUAUACACUCGAAAUUGAUAAUUGCACUCGAGUGCUCGCAAUUCAAGGCCCGACUAGCUGCUGUUAGAAUCAUUCUGUUCUAUGAUUAUAUAAAAUCGAUUUGGAUUUGAAAUAUAACUUGGUAAUCAAUGUAUAAUUUUAAACCUUUAUUGAUGUAUUUUUCUGUA